UCUAAUGAACAGCACUUCAGUAUAUCCUUGACAGUGUCAGUAACCGUAUAUCCUUGACAGUGUCCACAUCACAUGAACAAACAAACAAACAAAAUCGAUUAAAAAUGGCGGGUACUCACAUUCUCUUCCUCGUGUUCAUCACAAGCAGCGGCAUUGCCGGUACCGCCACCAUCUUCGUUUUGGAGAACAGUUGCCCUUACACCGUCUGGCCUGGAAUUCUCUCCGGCAACAGCACCACCACCCUCGGUAACGGCGGGGUUCCCCUGACUCCUGGCGCUUCCGUACAGCUCACUGCUCCUCCGGGAUGGUCAGGCCGUUUCUGUGCUCGCACCGGCUGCAGCUUCGAUGCCUCCGGUCGCGGUAGCUGCGUCCCCGGAGUCUGCGGCGGCGUUUUAAACUGUAACCGCGGCGGAUUUCCUCCGGCCAUUCUAGCCGAGUUCACCGUCGGAUCAGGCGAUUCAGAGAUGGAUUUUUACGGCGUUAGCCUCGUCGACGGUUUCAACGUCAAGAUGGGGAUCGAACCCUUGGGAGGAACCGGAGAUUGCCACUACGCAGGCUGCCUCGCCGACGUCAACGAGAUUUGCCCUGGCGAUCUUCGGAUCAUGGAUCAGAACGUCGUUGGAGUCGUCGCGGCGUGCAUGAGCGCGUGCGCUGCGUUUGAUUCGCCGGAGUUCUGCUGCACCGGUGCUCACGCGACGCCGCAGACUUGUGGUCCGAGUCGGUACUCGACGGUGUUCAAGAACGCUUGUCCUAGCGCUUACAGCUACGCUGGUGACGCGACAAGCAUCUUCACUUGUUCCCGAUCUAACUACUUGAUUACUUUCUGCCCCACCCGCUCUUAAAAACCUGAGCUCCGGUUUAAAUUCGGGUCGAGUUUCUCCCUCAUGCUUCUUUUGCUUGUGAUGUACGGAAGGGUGAAUAAUAUCAUUUUCAGUUUUCAAAGAUCUUUUCAAGUAUUCUGUUU
Messenger RNA from Brassica oleracea var. oleracea, 964 nucleotides. Its product is annotated as pathogenesis-related protein 5-like. The record is from RefSeq and is a predicted model, not a curated record. Lineage: Eukaryota; Viridiplantae; Streptophyta; Magnoliopsida; Brassicales; Brassicaceae. Gene Ontology annotation, biological process: defense response. The transcript has 2 exons. Bases 105 to 842 code for a protein of 245 amino acids. Gene Ontology annotation, cellular component: extracellular region.